AUGCAAAGAGACUUCAAACUUCGGACUCGUCGUGAUCAAGACUUUAUUUCCCAACCCGACCCUGCAUCUCAUAACUUAUCCAAAGGCUCAAAAUCAUUCAAAAAGCUUCCAAGUAUCUCAACUUCUGAUGAAAAGAAAAUAAGCCACGACUUAUUAAGAUCUUCCACAAUUCCUAUGAAUUCUCCAUCAUCUCCAUGCUUACAAAUCCCUAUCAAAAAUGAAAUAGGAAAAUUAAAAACCUUACUUCCCCUCUGUGAGUUAACAAAACCAUUGGGAAAUCAAGAUUGUUUGGGUAUUUAAAAAAUUUUUAUUAAAAAAAUAUUUUGAUAUAUAAAUGAUACUUAUUAUAAUGAAAUCUCUAGCUAAUUCUGUUUAAUUUUAAACAACUUGCAUUUUAAAACAUAAAUUUUGUAAAUUGAAUUAAUGUUUGCUUUCCAAUUUUGCAAAUUGGGAUUUUUUUAAAAUUUCGAAAAACAAAUUUCUAUAAUAUAUAUACUCCCUCAGCAAUAGCUGUUUAUGGUGAGGGUAAAACUGUAUAUAAAUUUUAAAAAAACAAAUUAACCCUACUCUGUUAGGAAACAAAAUUUUUUUGUUCUCUCAUAAAGGGGGAGUUAGAAACAUCUCAAAUUAAUGUAAAUUUCAUAUAGAAAAUUUCUGAAUUAAAAAGAAAAAUAAAUCAGCAAAAAGAAGAAGUAAAGCAGCUUGAAAGAGAGAAUGAAAAUUUAAGAGUAUUUUUAAGCAAUUUAUAUAGAAAAAAAAAAUUGACUGAUAAUAGAUUUUCAUAUUAAAUCAAUCAAAAACAGCAUAAUUGACUAUGAGCACAGAGUUUUGCCGCUAUCCCUUCAAAACGAAAUGAUAAUAAGAGCUUUCCAACUGUCACAAUUACAAGCCCAAAUAUAUGAAGACCAAAUAAAUCAGCUAGAAGAGGAGCUUGAAGAUCAUAAUUACUGAAAUUUCAAUGAAAAUGAAGACAUUCAUGCAGAAUUAACCGAAGAAGAAAUAGAGGUAAAUUUUAAAUAGAAAAUUCCAAUAUUUAUUGCUGACUCAAAUUAUAUUUGUUUGUGCUGCCAAUGUGACAUACCUGAAGAUUCAGUUGCUAAAAGACUCCCAAACUGUGGACAUUAUUUUCAUCUGGAUUGCAUUGAUAACUGCCUGAGACACCAAGGUUGCUGCCCAAUUUGUUAUACAAUAGCAAUUUAG
Messenger RNA from Blepharisma stoltei, 1200 nucleotides. Lineage: Eukaryota; Ciliophora; Heterotrichea; Heterotrichida; Blepharismidae. The record is from the annotation of a GenBank genome assembly.